CCCUCUCUGCACCGCUGGCCCACCUCCGCUUCGUGUCACAGGCAUCCUCACAGCGGCAGACAUUUGGCAAGGCAGGCAGUGGAUUGCGGGUGUGUGGCUGAUCUGGCUGCAUCGGGAAAAGAUAGGGCUUUUUUGUGUGAUUACGCAGUGCUGUUCUUUUUCUCUGCCAUUUCCGGGCUGUAGAGUGGAUAGCAGCUCAAGGCAAAUGUGAUGGUGAUGCUGAGUACGCGUAUCUGAUUUGACUAGAUCGAGGCCAGGGGGAUCUGUAACAGGGUGGCGGUAGGAUAGAGGGAGGGAGAGCGAAAGAAACUGGGCUGACCGUGACUGUGUCCGUCUGUCGCGCGCUCCGUGGUUGUUAAUGGACUGUGCUCCUUCUGUGAUUCUCUGCAGUCACUUUGAGCCGUUUUUGGAGGAAGAUGGCGGACAGGGCUGAGAUGUUUUCCCUCUCCACCUUCCACUCCCUCACUCCUCCAGGCUGCAGGCCUUCCCAUGACAUUAGUCUUGAGGAGUUUGAUGAUGAGGAUCUGUCUGAAAUCACAGACGACUGUGGAAUAGGACUCAACUAUGACUCUGAUCCCUAUGAAAAGGACUGUCUGAUUCUGGAGAAGAGCAAUAUGCACCACCCGGUCUGCUCCUUCCAGGACGACUUCCAGGAGUUUGAGAUGAUCGAUGACGAGGAUGAGGAGGAUGAGGAAGAUGAAGACGAGGUGGACCCUGACACUCCUCCCUCUCCCACAGCUUCCCCUCCUUCUUCCCCCACCCUUGGCACGCUGAAGAGCCGGCCCACCACUCUCAACCUCACCACCACUGUCUCACAGGACUCACUGAACAACAACAGCAGUCUUUCUCCAAAGAAGGGCAGCUGGCAGGACUCUCUACGCAACCCUACCUCACAGGGUCGUCUGUCUCCAACCCACUCUUGUCUGGAGGAUGGGAGUCACGUGACGGGCCAGUGCCCCUCCCAACCAGCCCCCCAGGCCCCAGGGUCCCAGAGCAAAGGUACUCCCCCCAAACAGGCAGGGGAGGGCGCCUACCCCCAGUCCCCUCGCAGGCCCCUCCUUUGCGACAUGGAAGGCAACAGACGGGAGAGGCCUGAAUACGGCUCCUUCGGUCAACACAAGUCUCACCCGGGCUCUAAUGAGGUCAUUAACUCCUCAGCUGACCCUCUGAUCUUCAGAGUUCCAUCCCUGGAUGACCAAUCCCAAUGCUCUGACACUGAGGUUGACCACGACCUCAACAGCGCUGACCACAACCACAAACUUUCACGGUCCUGCACGUCCACCCAGCGACGUGCCACCGACACCUACACGGUCACCACUGAGUCAGGCCUAGACCCGGAACUGGAGAACGACCCAGAUGGGACCAGCCGAUGCCUGUCCUCCACUGCUCCCAUCGGGGGGAACGACGGAGCUGACACCCCUCUGUCAGAUGAGGAGCUGGAGAAAGAUUUUGACGUAGAGUUUAUGUGUAAGGAGACCUAUGACAUGGUGUGUAAGGAGAACCAGAGCUCAGUCUACGUUGAGUUCCCCUCCAUCGAGCCCUCUGAGCUGGCUUCCUUCUCCAGCUACAUGUCAUCAAGCCGCUCUGAUGUUCUCGACCAAUCCCGAAGCACUGAUCAGAGCCAGCGUCCAGGUGCAGCCAAUGAGGUGGCCAAUGACUCCAACUCUCCAUCCUCGGACCCGGGUAUUGCUGACAUGAACGCCAAGCGGUGCUACACCAACUCAGACCAAGACCAGGACCUGAGCUCUCCCGGGUCUGACUCAGACAUCGAAGGGGAGCUUGAGGCAGCAUUCGCCUGCGGAGGACCCCUGGUCUCCAACAUGAUCUCUUCCAUCUCAGAGACAGAGCUGGACCUGACCAGUGAUGACAGUAGUAGUGGACGCUCCUCCCACCUCACCAACUCCAUCGAGGAGGCCAGUUCACCCACCUCCGAUCAGGAACUGGACCCGGACACCGAGUUAGAACAGGACAGUGGAAUUGUGGGAAUGAAGGUAUCACUCCUCCUUGGCCAGCCAGACUCCAUCAAAGAGGACUCACCCUUACCCUCACCUUCACAACUUUUCUCCUCCACCCUGGCCACCCCCUCCCCUGCUGACUCCCUCAUCCUACCCCCAGAGCCCUAUGAUGACGGCCAGGCUCUGAUGGGCCUACAAAGUGUAGAUGAUGGGUAUGAUAAUGACUUGCCCUAUGAGCACCAGGCCGACCCAGAUGAGACCCUGCCCCCAGCCCAGCGCUGUGAGGACAGCAUGUCCAGACAGAUGGUCCUCCAGAUAGAACCAGACCACAGCCUGGAGAGCUUCAAACGCUCCUUCUACCUGCCAGUAGGACCAAGACUCAUACCCACCCAUGCUGACGACUACGAUGGGAACAGUGAGGGAGGGUCCGAGUCGGAGAGCGAGGAUGAGCUGAGCGAGAAUUCAGACUCACCCUGGUUGCUAAGCAACCUGGUGAACAAGAUGAUCUCGGAGGGGUCUUAUCCAAUCAGCUGUCCUGAGGACUGUUUCAAGAGGUCAGUGUCCAUCUCAGACACCAUCUCACCCUCCUCGGACAUCGAGCCAGACGCGUUCACCGAAGCCACGGACGAACAAAUGCAGAAAUCUGGGACGAAGAGUUCGAAGGAGGAGGAUAAAGAAGGGAGGGGCCUGAGGAAGGAAGGGAAGGAUAGAAAUAAGAGGGAGAAGAGUGCAGAGCCACCCAAAGGGAAUGCAGGGAAAGCAAAGGAAAGAUUUGGCUCCUGUCUGUACAUGAACAAUCCUACAGCUGACACCAUCAGACCGGUGAUAGUGGAGCGCUAUGGCAACAGGGUAUCCACAGACAACAACCACACUCAGGACUCUGAGAAAGACUUCACCAGCCCUAAAUCAGGCAAAAACACCAAGAAGAAGGAUGAGGAUAUGGAUGUUAUUGUGGAGCCUGAUAAUGACCUGAUGAUGCUGGAGGGGAGGAAGGAACUGGACUCUCCCAGUCUGAGUGAGAGCGUAGCGAGUGACAAGGACGAGGGCCGCGAGAUGGAGACCAAGCCCACCGGACGCUCUACGGCCUCCCUGGAACGCAUCACCACGGUCAAACACAGCAUGACGCUGGACAUCCCCACGGCCCAGACCAACCGAUGCUUCAGCCUCACCUACUCCACCGACAACGAUGAGGAAGAGGAGGAGGAAGAGGAAGGAGACUGCUCCCCAUUCCUGAGCUGCCUGAGGAAGCAGUCAUCCUAUCGUGGCAGCAAUCAAUACCUGGACAGCUCCCCGCCUAUCGAUGAGAGCGUCCGGGACCUCCCCCUGUCAAAGCAGGACCCCCCCCUGUGUGUGAGGGACCUCCCCCUGCAGGCCCUGCGGUCCAGGCCAGAUGAUGAUGGACUGGCGUACGACUCCAUGAAGUACACUCUGGUGGUGGAUGAGAACACUACACUGGAGCUGGUCAGCCUCAGGCGGUGUACUUCAGUGCUGAGUGACGACAGUGAGCUGUCUACACUGUGCGAUGAUGACCCUCUUGGGACGGGGGAGGUGGGGAACGGCCGGGGGAACGGAGUGGUGCAGCCAGAACUCCUCAGCUCGUCAGAAGACUCCUCCCCCGAGGCUGACAUGCAUUUCUCCAAGAAGUUCCUCAACGUGUUUGUCAACAGCACCUCACGAUCCUCCAGUACAGAGUCAUUUGGGCUGUUCUCCUGUACCAUCAAUGGAGAAGAGAGGGACCAGACACACAGGGCUGUCUACAGGUUUAUCCCCAGACAUGUGGAUGAGUUGGAGCUGGAUGUGGAUGACCCUCUAUAUGUCGAGGAAGAGGAGGAUGACUACUGGUACAGAGGCUACAACAUGCGGACGGGAGAGAGGGGGAUAUUCCCAGCCUUCUACGCCCAUGAGGUCAUAGGGCAGUCCAAGGAGAUAAUGGGAAUGAAGAAGAACCCAGCCUGGAUGGACAGUUUCAGUGUUCAGUUCCUGGGUUCUGUGGAGGUGCCCUAUCACCAAGGCAAUGGCAUCCUCUGUGCUGCCAUGCAAAAGAUUGCGAUAGCGAGGAAGCGGACGGUCCAUUUGCGGCCCCCCUCUCUGUGUGAGCUGGAGAUCAGUCUACAAGGGGUUAAACUGGUGAUGAGCCUGGAGGAUGAAUACGACACUAUGGAUGAGUUUGACAGAUGUAGUCACUUCUUCCAGAUGAAGAACAUCUCUUUCUGUGGAUGCCAUCCCAAAAACAAUUGCUACUUUGGCUUCAUCACUAAGCACCCCAUGCUGAACAGGUUUGCCUGCCACGUCUUCGUCUCCCAGGAGUCAAUGCGGCGUGUGGCUGAGAGUGUUGGACGGGCUUUCCAGGAGUAUUACCAGGAGCACCUGGAGUACGCCUGCCCCACCGAAGACAUCUACCUGGAGUAGAGCAGGCAGGAAGCAGGAAAUGUUGCCAUGACAACAGUAUUCUCUUCUUCUUCCUGCUGCUGCUUGUAUGUUUAUCAAUCUCAAUCACCAGAGGACGCUGGUGGGUCUUCUUCUCUCCAUUGCAAAAAUACCCCCUAUAUCUCUCUCUAAAACUGAAAUGUUAAUUUCAGUUCUACAGUAUGCUACAUGUUUUAUUUAUUGAUUCAUUUGUUUAUUUUCCCUCUUCUAGAUGGAUUGCCUGUUUAUUUUACCUUUUUUUCCUAUGAUAAAGUUAUAGGAAUAACGGGCUUGGCACCUGUUAUUUUAGAUAUGACGUAUCCUCCUCGGUUAAAAAAACAAGUACAACAAUUAUAUUCCUACUACCGCUAUUUCACAUGUUUGAAUGCAUGGUUAGGAGGGUAAUGCACACACAGAGCUAUUAGGACACAAAACCAGCUCAACAUUGAAUAGGACCUGGAUCAUAUUAUUUGGUCAGAUAUGGUUUGGUGUAAAUGUACACUACCGUUCAAAAGUUUGGGGUCACUUGUUUUUGAAAGAAAAGCACAUUUUUUGUCCAUUAAAAUAACACCAAAUUGAUCAGAAAUACAGUGUAGACAUUGUUAAUGUUGUAAAUGACUAUUGUAGCUGGAAACGGCAGAUUUUUUAUGGAAUCUACAUAGACGUACAGAGGCCCAUUAUCAGCAACCAUCACUACUGUGUUCCAAUGGCACGUUGUGUUAGCUAAUCCAAGUUUAUAUUUUAAAAGGCUAAUUGAUGAUUAGAAAACCCUUUUGCAAUUAUGUUAGCACAGCCGUUUCCAGCUGAAAACUGCCUAGAAGGCCAGGAUCCCGGGGUCACCUCUUCACUGUUGACAUUGAGACUGGUGUUUUGCGGGUACUAUUUAAUGAAGCUGCCAGUUGAGGACUUGUGAGGCGUCUGUUUCUCAAACUAGACACACUAAUGUACUUGUCCUCUUGCUCAGGUGUGCACUGGGGCCUCCCACUCCUCUUUAAAUUCUGGUUAGAGACAGUUUGUGCUGUUCUGUGAAAGGAGUAGUACUCAGCGUUGUACGAGAUCUUCAGUUUCUUGGCAAUUUCUCACAUGGAAUAGCCUUCAUUUCUCAGAACAAGGAAGUUCUUUGUUUCUGUCCAUUUUGAGCCUGUAAUCGAACACACAAAUGCUGAUGCUCCAGAUACUCAAUUAGUCUAAAGAAGGCCAGUUUUAUUGCUUCUUUAAUCAGAACAACAGUUCAGCUGUGCUAACAUAAUUGCAAAAGGGUUUUCUAAUGAUUAAUUAGCCUUUUAAAAUUAAAAACUUGGAUUAGUUAACACAAUGUGCCAUUGGAACAUAGGAGUGAUGGUUGCUGAUAAUGGGCCUCUGUACACCUAUGUAUAUAUUCCAUAAAAAAAAUCUGCCGUUUCCAGCUAUAAUAGUCAUUUACAACAGUAAGAAUGUCUACACUGUAUUUCUGAUCAAUUUGAUGUUAUUUUUAUGGAAAAAAUGUGCUUUUCUUUCAAACAUUUCUAAGUGACCCCAAACUUUUGAAUGGUAGUGUAUAUUUGUUCAAUAUCGACAAACUGCUGUUCGACUGGUAGUGAGAUUGAAGCGAAGUAGAGCGAGAGUAGUUAUCUGACUUGGUCCGAGCUAACCCCUGUAUCGUAUGAGACAUUGUGUGUUCUGUAAAUAUAUGUAUAGGCAGUAGAGAAAUACAGACACCUCAUGCAUAUACACUAUGUAAGUAGCAUCCACAACCAAUAAUCAAACAGGAGGAAGACAAAGAAAAUGAAAUGGGAAGGAAGAGAGGGAGGAUGUUUUAGCCCAGUGUUUAUCAAACAGUGGGUCGGGAACCAUUGGUGGGAGUGGGACCUAUUUCAGAGAACUUAUCCUUUAACUGGUUUGUUCUGUGGCUUAUGCCUGGUUACAUUUCUCUUCUGUAGUCCCUUCCCCUAGCUUAUUUGAUGUCCACCAUUUUGAAAUACAUAGUUUUGACAUUUGUUGGCGGCAGAUCAGAAAGAACAGUUGCAGUAGUCAUCUCUCAUUGGAAAACAACUCCUCUAAUCAAAUCUCCAGACACAGCCGAGUGUCAGGAAGAGGUUACCAUGGAAACUGGGGUGAUAACUGUCAGUGCUUUGGGAACAGAGCGAGAAGAAAACAUUAUUUAGCUUCUGGACUUAAUGGUGUAAAUACAAUAUUAUCGAAAUUACCAAUGUUAUAUUCCUUUCCAUCUUAUCCAACAGUGAAGUGUCCUGAUGUACAGAUACUACACAAUGUUUAGAGAUAAUCAAUCUGAAUAUCAGGUCGAGGACAGUUGGUCCUCUUCAGGAGAAGCCAUAAUUCCACGGUUCUGAUAGUUCAACACUACUCCCUCACAGGAAACACUAUUGUACAGGUGUGUCGGUCUGUUUAAGUUGAUGAGUACACUGAGAAUAAGGCCACAGUAAAGACAUGAGAUAGAUAAUGCUUAGAAUUGAGUGGUGUAUUCUUCUCAUGUCCCUCCACCUUCUCUUUGAGGUGGAUCAAGUCAGAAUUAGGGUAGAGUUUAAGUUAGAAAAAAAUAACACUUAUUUGGUCUGAGCAGUACAGUUUUAGAAGUUGAUUUUACAAUGUAUAAUGGCUCAUAUUCUGCUUGAGAAAUGACCUUUCCAAAUAUACUCCUUGAUUUUCAUCUGGUCAUAGGUAAGCCAAUAUACAGUACAUGGUUUGCUUACUUAUAGUAGGACAUUAUACUUUUUAGUUGUCUUUUUCCAGUUCAAUUAGCAUACUGUAGACUACAGUGCAACAUCAAACAGAUGGAAUAUAGAAAAGUGGAGAACACAGAAUGAAUUGAAAUAACAGGCAUCCCUACUGCAAUCCCCAAUAUCAGGUUGAGUACAGUAGAGUAGACGAGGGACUCGCUUCUAGACCCAGAUACACAUCAUCUACUGCUUUUAUUCUUCAACAAAUAUUAAACAGCAAAAAAAGGAUCAUGUAGACAAGUGCAUCAUUGAUCUGCUGGUGAUGAGUUGGUGACCAGUUUAUCAUUAGUGACAGUGGGGAGUGUGUAAUCUAAAUGUGUAUCGCUGUCAGUUAGAUCCUGUAAAUACUAUAAAGAGUUGAAAAGAUUGUACUGUGUCCUUUACGUUAUGUAUGUUAUUGAAAUUAAUAUUUAAAAUAAGAGAAAUUCAAAAAAGUUGACAAACAUGAAAACCAAGGUGGAAAAAUAAUUUUUACAUUUCCAGUUCUUGUUUUUAUUUGAGUGUGCUGCGUUUCCACACGUUGACUCUACGUCAACUACCAAGGUGACAUUUUGAGUUCUUGCUAACUCAAACAUUCACCCCAGACAGGCUUUAGCAGCACCCCUUUAGGCAUAUCUGUGACAUCAUCAUUAGGGGACACAUGUAAUGUGUCACCUUUGACCUUGCUGAGAUCCAACAACACACCCACCCAAUUGCUGGCCAAUCUGCUGAUAGAGCAGAGAAGUAGAGCUGAACCAAUUAAAAACAGCUUUCAGAGAGCCUGCUUUUAUACAGGAACCUAUCGCAUCUUGCCAAUGUAGCCCAUGGCUUUGAGCUCCAGACAAGCUCCAUAUCUUACCUGUACCAGUUAGUUUUGUCUUUUGUUUUUCUGUCCUGUAAGAGCUUAGUUGAAGCCCUUCUAUCUUCCCUGAUAGCUCCAGUACACCAACCGAUUCCCUAGUCCUGUAUAGCAGCUCAAACAUCCAGUUAACAGUUCAUCUAAACUUUGGACUUUAAUACCUAAACAAACUAGAUUCUUCACUGUAUAACUAGAGCAUCAGUAUGUGACAAAUACAAAGUUAUCUAUAUUGUAUCUUUAAAAAAUGACUUGUACAAAUCUAAAAGUAAAACAUAAAAAAAAAAAUACACUCUGCCUUGUCAUGGGUUUGGUAUUAUGAAUAAAAUAUAUGCUUGAUGUCCAAA
Messenger RNA from Salvelinus fontinalis (brook trout), 8260 nucleotides. RefSeq names its product mitogen-activated protein kinase 8 interacting protein 2 (gene mapk8ip2). Gene Ontology annotation, biological process: regulation of JNK cascade. Gene Ontology annotation, cellular component: cytoplasm. Bases 417 to 4364 code for a protein of 1315 amino acids. The record is from RefSeq and is a predicted model, not a curated record. Gene Ontology annotation, molecular function: protein binding. Lineage: Eukaryota; Metazoa; Chordata; Actinopteri; Salmoniformes; Salmonidae. The transcript has 14 exons.